AUGAAAUCUCCGACACUACUAGCGGUCGCCUUCUUAGCCAUUGGUGUAGCCUCUGAAUACCAUACUAAGGCUGCAUGUACCAACAACGGAGUAACCGAUAAAGUGUUGACAGAGAAGGUCUGCACGUUUUAUAAAACCGAUGGCUUUAAAUGGAAUGAGAAAGAUGAUCACUGUCCUGAUUGUUCAUACUCCAUUGGCCCCCCCGCAGCAUGCACCAGUCCACAUCAGCGCCUAGCGGGGAAUCAGUUCAAACAAUUAUGCGUGCAAAAUGGUACCCAAGAUUGGACACGCGAUCCCAAAUGA
This is a messenger RNA of Hymenoscyphus albidus, 303 nucleotides long. The record is from the annotation of a GenBank genome assembly. Lineage: Eukaryota; Fungi; Ascomycota; Leotiomycetes; Helotiales; Helotiaceae.